UGCAGGCCUUAGACCACACACCUUUUGGUCUUCCACUAUAAAAAAAGACCAUCUAUUAUUUCUCCUUUCACUUCUCACCCAACUGCAUUCUUCAAUUCUUGGCACACUAAAAACCUAGAAUUUGUUUCUCAUUCAUAUUUGAGUACAAUUAAUUUUCAAUUAGAGAUGAAGGGAAGCACUGGAGCUAAGGAUGGUAACUCGAAGAAGAGGAUGUCAAGUAGAAGACUAGGAAAGUUUCUUAAGGAGCAGAGAGGAAGGCUUUACAUUAUGAGAAGAUGUGUAGUCAUGCUACUUUGCUGGCACGACUGAUGUCAAGUUGAUUUCGCCCCACAACCCUCUUCAGCUCAGGUCUCUUGCUUUAUCGAACGAUUGAUAUAAAGAAGAAAUUCCUAUAUUUCUUGUCUAGUAGGAAUUGAACCUACGAGUUCCCCAAUUGUAAAUAGAAAAGAGAAACAUGAAUUAUCUAGCUUAGCUUAGAAUUGUUAGAACAGCAGCAAGGAAUAGACUUGGUUAAGUAAUCUGGUCUCUGCGGUUCAUUAUAUGAUUUCAUUGUGUAAUUAACAAUGGCAGAGCUAGUGAUACUGGUUUCUUAAUUUACUUAAUUUGUGAUGCA
Messenger RNA from Nicotiana tabacum (common tobacco), 613 nucleotides. The record is from RefSeq and is a predicted model, not a curated record. NCBI's taxonomy places the organism in Eukaryota, Viridiplantae, Streptophyta, Magnoliopsida, Solanales, Solanaceae.